This is a messenger RNA of Helobdella robusta, 2700 nucleotides long. RefSeq lists its product as hypothetical. The record is from RefSeq and is a predicted model, not a curated record. Gene Ontology annotation, molecular function: actin filament binding. The coding region runs from base 1 to 1929 and encodes 642 amino acids. NCBI's taxonomy places the organism in Eukaryota, Metazoa, Annelida, Clitellata, Rhynchobdellida, Glossiphoniidae. Gene Ontology annotation, cellular component: focal adhesion. The transcript has 14 exons.
AUGGUAAAAGUCUGUACAAAGUGCCAGAAAUCAGUUUAUCCUCUUGAGGAACUGAAAUGCUUGGACAAGGUUUGGCAUAAGGCAUGUUUCAAGUGUACAGAAUGUCAGAUGCUGUUGAAUGUAAAAACCUACAAAGGCUACAACAAAUUGCCUUACUGUGUUGCCCACUGCCCGCAAAGCAAAGCAACGACAGUAGCUGAGACGCCAGAACUGGCCAGGAUAGCCCAAAAUACUAAAAUUCAGAGCCAGGUCAAGUAUCACGAAGACUUUGAGAAAAAUAUUAAAGGCUCCAAAAUCGAGGUAGCGGAUGACCCGGUCACUCAAAGGGUCAAGAAGGCUCAGUGGCGGUUCAGCAGCGUUCAAACCGAGCAUUUCUUUGGAUCAGCAACUGCGGCAGAACAACCACAGCAGCUAAGCUAUCGAAGCAAAGCUAUGAACAGCUUAAUCUCGAGGGCGGCCAGCAACGAUAGCGGUAGCGAAAAUGGUAAAAAAUAUUCACCAUUUAAAUCAAGAUGCGUCACUAACUCUACCAUAUAUGGGUCGGACGGAACCAAAGCCCAGACUUCAAGAGCCCCGCCCAAAAAGGUCGGUUCGAUAGCUGACUACGACCCUGUUAAUGAAAACUAUGGCUCGUUGGCUGGCGGCUACAAGCCUAAAAGUAGAAGUAGCGCUAGUGAAGACACGGAAUUCCCGGCGUCACUAACGCAAGAACAACAACAUCAGCAGCAACAGCAAUCGGCUGAUGUCGAUAAUGAUAAUGAUGAUGAUACAUUCGUGGAGAAUGAUGGUAAUAAUGUGAUGACUAAGAACGAUGUGAUGAUAACGAUGAAGACAGAUGAAGCUGCUGCUGCUGCUACUUCUUCUGCUGCUGGUGCUGAUGAUGCGGUUGGCAGCAAAACUGAUGACAAUGAUGACGAAGGAGCAGCAGAGCCAGCUUUCCCAAUUAGCAACGAUAAGAACGAUGAUGACGUCAACGAUGAUGAGGAUGAGAUGAAGAUGGUUCCGCCGGAAGUAGAUGCCAUAGCGGCCAGCAUCGCGGAGGAUUGCAUCAGUUAUGCCAUCAAACGUGUUGGUGACGACGAUGAUGAUGAUGAUGCUGGCAAAAAUGACGAUGACGAUUUUAAUCGCUACAAAAGUCCUGAAAGAAUGAACGAAGACGAUGACGAUGGUGACGAUACAAACAGAGGUCUCACUUGUCAGAGCAAUAAUAAUAAUAAUAAUAAUAAUAAUAAUAAUAAUAAUAAUAAUAACGUUGAUGGGGAUGAUGACGUGCCAGAUAAAAGCGCCGAACAAUCGGUCGAGAAAGUCAUACAGGCCACCACCAUACUUCAAACCAAACUUCCAGACCCAACGACCAUCGCAGCUGCUUCCAAUGCAAGCACAGCUACCGUCACUACAACCACAUCAGCUGCUACAGCUGUCUCCACAGCCAAUCAAAUCUCUGCUGUUGUUAAUGAUAAUGUUAGCCCGGUAGCUAAGCAAGAAGCAGCUGCAGUUUCUCUUGCUGACGUGGAAACAAAAGAAAUAGUAACUUAUGUUGACGACUCGUUUGGCGCUCAAUCUAAAUUAUCAGUUGAAGCGUCGGGGGUUAUGUUGGCAAGUGAGAGAGACAUCGGUGGUGUUAGGAGGAGACGUGAUGAUGGAGAAGAAGACGAUGAAGAUGAGAAUGAUGGUGGGGGACGAGGGUUGAAUGAAGGUCAGCAGGACGAGGGGGACUGCCUGAUAGCCAUGUACGACUACGAUCCAGACCGAGAGGAUGACGACGACGACAAUGAAAACAUCGUCUCCUUCCGAGAGAACGACGUCAUCGAUGACGUCACGCCAAUCAGGGAUGGCUGGUGCGUCGGAACUGUCAGGAGGACCCAGGAAAGGGGCUACAUUCCGUGCAACUACCUUAGGAAUAAAUCAGGAGAAGUCUACGAAGGGUGAGAGAGAGAAGGAGAGAGAGAGAGAGAGAGAGAGAAAUGCAGAUAGACGGGAGAGAGAGAGAGAGAUAAAUGAGAGAGAGUCUUUGUCGAUCGAUUUAUUUUAUGUUUCUUUUAAAGUAACGUAAUUAACGUAGUAGAGUGAUCUAACUUUAUCCAUUUCAGUUUUAUUUUUCUCAUUCGUGCUGGCGUGAUUACGCUUGCGUGUGUUAGUAUGUGUGCGUGUUAGUAUGUGUGCGUGUUAGUAUGUGUGCGUGUGUGUGUGUGUGAGUUUUUAUUCACUCUUUCAUCGUCAUCAUCAUCAGUUCAUAUUUUCUUCUUUCUUUCGUUCUUCUCUCUCCUAUUUAACACCGAUGAUGAUGAUGAUCUUAUUAGUAGUAAUAAUAAAAAUAAUAAUAAUUAUUAUUAUUAUUAUAGUUAUAUUUAUUAUUAUUAUUACUAUUUUUGUUAAACAAUCUAAUUGUGAAACACUUACUUGCUCAUGAACGAAUUUUAUUCAAUCUUCUUAUAAGUUUACAUUUUACAAAAUUGCGUAUAUAUAUAUAUAUGUGUGUGUGUGUGUGUGUAUUUGUAUAUGUGUGAGAAAGAGAAGGGUAUGCGUGUGUGUGUAUGUAUUUCCAUAUACUAGCAUCAUAUAUAUAUAUAUAUAUAUACAUUGAACAGUACAUAUUGAUAGUAAUUCCAUAUAUAUUAACGUAAUAAUUAUGUUAUAUAGCCAUUCUUUAUAAUUCUAUAAUAUUGUUGUAUGUCAUUUAGUAUUUUUAUAAAAAAAAAA